Molecule: messenger RNA, 1290 nt
Organism: Babesia ovata
Lineage: Eukaryota; Apicomplexa; Aconoidasida; Piroplasmida; Babesiidae
Product: RNA editing complex MP57, putative
Exons: 5
Coding region: 1-1290 (429 amino acids)
Source: RefSeq, a predicted model, not a curated record
AUGGAACUCAAACGCAAAUCGCACAUCUGUGAGGGUGUAGAAGCGGCUGUUGCGGAGGCCAUACGUCGGGAGCUCCGUAACCACGAUGAUAUCGCCAGACUGGUCUGGUGGGCCAGCACCUUCAACAGGGCUGACCUCACCGGAGCCGCUCGAGUGAACAGGCCCUGGAUGGCAGACAGGCGCAUUGCGGCACAACUUGUCGCAGUAGACCUGGAGGCAGCAGCGCCGCUCAUUGACUCCGGGACGCUCACGCUGCACCAGAGAGGCACCGUCACCAAGGGAGUCGCUGUUCUGAUGUUCGCGCAAUGCACUAUACUGCUCAAGGACGCUCGACAUGCAUGCAGAAGGGCCUACAACAACAACCAUAGCACGACUGCCACAGCCACCCUACCGCGCUCGAAGACCAGGGGGCGGCAUUUCGCCUCGGCAGCAACGCCCGAGCACAUGCUCGAGCCCCUGUGGAACAACACUGCCAACGGCGUUCUGAAGGAUACAAAGCUAAGGAUAGAGUGCCUCGACACGCGCAUGAAAACCCCGAACGCACACGAUGGCUUCGCUUACAACAAAAUCAUCAUGGGAGUGGGCAUCUACAGCCAAUACGAGUUCGACGAGCAGAACAACAUAAGGAAGCAGCUAACCCAAGUUGUGAAAUGGAACGCUCCCGCGGCGGCAAAGUCCCUGGCGUCCGGUCUGUUAGGAAUCGACGAUGUAAUGAGUGAUGUACCAGCGCUCUGCAACGGUAGGUUGCGCACAUUCAGCACUAAAGUCACAACAGCACCAUCCAACCCGCCUCGAGAAAGCACAUAUCUACAUGACCUCGACGACGAAGUCGACGGCCAUGAACGCGUGCAACUCAAGAAGAUCAAGCGAGCAGCACUGGAGGCAUUCGACAACUUCGUUGUCGUCCCCGCCGAACACUUGGUACCAAAGAAACGGGCCCAUCACUGCAAAACGGCGAGGACGGCACUGGAAGAACACGCACUCAAACAGUGCGUACCACCCCACGGAACGAAGCCCAGCCAGACAUGCACAUGGUACGACAUACGGGACACGCUACUCAAGGAGUGCGAGCUAAAAUACAAAACGUUUCUCGUAACGUGCGCCGAGCGAGAACGCCAACAACAGCGCACCGGAACCGGUAAACGGCCGCGGAUAAGGCGCGGAGUAGCACAGCAAAAGUCCUUCGGUGAGAGCAAGCAGAAAUCGUACCCCCUGCGUUCCACCAAAGCGCGUGUAGGAGACACCGCGCACACCGAGCUGUUCACGUUUGUCCGUCACGUGUAUACCUAA